Molecule: messenger RNA, 863 nt
Organism: Eurypyga helias (sunbittern)
Lineage: Eukaryota; Metazoa; Chordata; Aves; Eurypygiformes; Eurypygidae
Gene: RNF182
Product: ring finger protein 182
Exons: 1
Coding region: 1-738 (245 amino acids)
Source: RefSeq, a predicted model, not a curated record
AUGACCAGUCAAGUACCAGAGGAGUCUGUGGAGACCCAGGGCUCAGAUGAGCUUGAGUGCAAGAUCUGUUACAACCGCUACAACCUGCGACAGAGAAAACCAAAAGUGCUGGAGUGUUGUCACAGAGUAUGUGCCAAAUGCCUUUGCAAGAUUAUAGACUUCGGUGAUUCCCCACAAGGAGUCAUAGUAUGCCCAUUUUGCAGGUUCGAAACAUGCCUGCCAGAUGAUGAGGUUAGUAGUCUUCCUGAUGACAACAACAUCCUUCUGAAUUUAGCUUGUGGGGGAAAGGGAAAGAAGUGCCUACCAGACAACCCAACAGAACUGUUGCUGACUCCCAAAAGGUUGGCAUCUCUGGUUAGCCCUUCUCACACCUCUUCUAACUGCCUGGUUAUAACAAUCAUGGAAGUACAAAGAGAAAGUCCUCAGACUCUGAACUCAACCCCUGUAGUGGAAUUUUACAGGCCUACGAGUUUUGACUCUGUUGCCACUGUGUCCCACAACUGGACAGUAUGGAACUGCACAUCUUUGCUCUUCCAGACCUCAAUUCGGGUGCUAGUGUGGUUGCUAGGGUUGCUGUACUUUAGUUCCUUGCCUUUAGGGAUUUAUUUACUGGUAUCUAAGAAAGUCACCCUUGGGGUUGUCUUUGUAAGCCUUGUUCCUUCGAGCCUUGUUAUUCUCAUGGUUUAUGGCUUUUGCCAGUGUGUCUGCCAUGAAGUUCUAGACUGCAUGUCAUCUUGAUAACAAGUAAAAUAAGAUGUAGUGCCACAUGUGUAUCAUAGUUGAUUUAUCCUGUCUUUCUAUUCUUAUUUAUUUUUACUGUUGUCCAUCCAACUAAAUGGAAGCAGUGUCCCUAGUUAUAUGGU